Selaginella moellendorffii is the source of this 744-nucleotide messenger RNA. RefSeq names its product aspartyl protease family protein 2. Gene Ontology annotation, molecular function: aspartic-type endopeptidase activity. Bases 1 to 744 code for a protein of 247 amino acids. NCBI's taxonomy places the organism in Eukaryota, Viridiplantae, Streptophyta, Lycopodiopsida, Selaginellales, Selaginellaceae. The record is from RefSeq and is a predicted model, not a curated record. The transcript has a single exon. Gene Ontology annotation, biological process: proteolysis.
AUGAGCGUCGCGUUUGGCUGCGGGUUUGACAACGAGGGGCUCUUCGCUGGCGCCGCUGGCCUCCUCGGCCUUGGCGCUGGAAAGCUCUCCUUCCCAUCUCAGAUAUUCGCGUCCUCGACGAACUCCUCCACCGCGAAUUCCUUCUCCUACUGCCUCGUGGAUCGCAGCAACCCAAUGACGCGCUCGUCCAGCAGCCUGAUAUUCGGUGCCGCCGCGAUCCCGUCCACCGCCGCGCUUUCGCCGCUGCUCAAGAACCCAAAGUUGGACACCUUCUACUACGCGGCCAUGAUCGGGGUGAGCGUUGGCGGCGCCCAGCUCCCCAUCUCGCUCAAAUCCCUCCAGCUCUCGCAGAGUGGCAGCGGGGGCGUGAUCAUCGACUCUGGGACCUCGGUCACUCGGUUCCCCACCUCGGUCUACGCCACCAUCCGCGACGCGUUCCGGAAUGCCACGACCAACCUCCCGUCGGCUCCACGCUACUCGCUCUUCGAUACGUGCUACAAUUUCUCCGGGAAGGCGAGCGUGGAUGUGCCUGCGCUGGUACUCCACUUCGAGAAUGGGGCGGAUCUCCAGCUCCCUCCUACGAAUUACUUGAUCCCGAUCAACACCGCCGGGAGUUUCUGCCUGGCGUUUGCUCCCACGUCCAUGGAGCUCGGGAUCAUCGGCAACAUCCAGCAGCAGAGCUUCCGGAUUGGAUUUGAUUUGCAGAAGAGCCACCUAGCCUUUGCUCCUCAGCAGUGCAAAUGA